AUGUCAGCUGAGGACAUGAUGUCCCAACCCAUAAAAAGUCCAUUUCUUUGCGUCCAGUUUGGCAUACUCUUGAUUUCUUCCAACACUAUCUUCGCAAGCACAUCACGCCACAAAUCACGCUACCAUGUCGCGCCGGACCUUGAGUCUCUUCGGCCAGGUAAUCUAGUUGUUGUCCGCUAUGAGUCACAAUACCAUCUUAGACAACCAGUGGUCCUGGUCGUCGUCGAGACUGGCAGUGCACAAAGCGGCGAAGGACCACUGCGGCGUACGAAGCUCAUCAAGUGGAGGCAUAUGUACAGCGACAGGGAAGUACAUGCCUUACAACAGACUCUGGACGCAUUAGACCUUAACGACCACGAUCCACAUGCAGUCGUUAACACCUUCCAGUGA
Molecule: messenger RNA, 390 nt
Organism: Fulvia fulva
Lineage: Eukaryota; Fungi; Ascomycota; Dothideomycetes; Mycosphaerellales; Mycosphaerellaceae
Exons: 2
Coding region: 1-390 (129 amino acids)
Source: RefSeq, a predicted model, not a curated record